AUUUAUUUAUUUUUUAAAAAGAAACACCAACAACAAAUAAGAAGCAUUCAAAGUUUUGUAUAUCUUAAUUAACUCCUUAUGUUCUUCUAACUUGUUGCUCCCUCCAUUCCUUGUCCUCUUCUUCCUUAUCCCUCCUCUCUUUUGUUGUUCACUUGUUUGUAGCAUUUAUUUUUUAUUUUUUUUAUACCAAAACAUCAUGGUUCUUGUAGCACUAUUGCUAGCGGUUCUAUUUAUUGCAGGCCUCAUAAAUAUUUUCUUUUACAUACCCAACAACAAAAUUCGUUCUUUCCUUCAAAUAAUUUUUCCCAAUAACGACAAUGUUUUCAAAACCAACUUGGCUACAACAACAAAAGUGGAAAGGGAUGCUUAUGGGAGAGAAGAGCUCAAAAAAGUGUUUUCAACUUUCGACAAGAAUGGUGAUGGAUUCAUAACAAAGCAAGAGCUGAAGGAAUCACUAAGGAACAUGAGCAUCUUGAUGAUGGAUAAAGAGAUUGAUGAUAUUGUUGUUAAGUUUGAUUCAAAUGGAGAUGGGUUGAUUGAUUUUGAUGAGUUUUGUUUGUUGAUUAGUGAGUCUAUGGGAGGGGGUGUACGAGAAGAGAAAGAGGGUGUGAAUAGUGAGGAAGGUGAAUUGGAAGAAUUUGAGGUGGAUUUGAAGGAGGCUUUUGAUGUGUUUGAUAAAGAUAAAGAUGGGAAGAUUUCAGUAGAGGAGUUAGCUUUGAUUCUUGGUUCGUUGGGAUUAAGGGAAGGGAAGAAGAUCGAAGAGUGUAAAGAGAUGAUUAGGAAAGUUGAUACGGAUGGAGAUGGUAUGGUUAAUUUUAAUGAGUUCAAGAGAAUGAUGAUGAAGGGAGGAAGAAAACUUGUCUUUGGUGCAUAGUUCAUUACAGCAUCUAUCUACUAAUAUGCAUGUUUGGAUUCACGAUUCACGACAUCAUCACAUCAAGCAGGACAAAAGCUUAUUAGUCAUUUAUUUGAGCCUAGCAUUUGCAACA
Messenger RNA from Cicer arietinum (chickpea), 989 nucleotides. RefSeq names its product calmodulin-like protein 3. Gene Ontology annotation, molecular function: calcium ion binding. Lineage: Eukaryota; Viridiplantae; Streptophyta; Magnoliopsida; Fabales; Fabaceae. The record is from RefSeq and is a predicted model, not a curated record.